Emiliania huxleyi CCMP1516 is the source of this 2703-nucleotide messenger RNA. RefSeq lists its product as hypothetical. Gene Ontology annotation, molecular function: methyltransferase activity. The transcript has 4 exons. Lineage: Eukaryota; Haptophyta; Isochrysidales; Noelaerhabdaceae. The record is from RefSeq and is a predicted model, not a curated record. Bases 114 to 2540 code for a protein of 808 amino acids. Gene Ontology annotation, biological process: RNA methylation.
CGACACUACUCGAGUAGGCACAGGACUGGCGCUAACACAGCUACACCAAGCAAGAAGUACACACGCCUGGAGAGAGGCUCCCGCGCUCCUCCGCCGUGUCGCCCGAGCUAGACAUGGGACGCAAGCGCGUGCUCAACCGCCGCGCAGGCCGCCGAGUGCGGUCGCGGACGGCUGCGGCCGCAGCAGCUACGCCGCCCGAACCUCCGUCUGAGGAGCCUUCAGAGCUUCCCGCCGGCCGAGCUCUCUUCCGCGAGUACUACGCGCGCCAGAAGCUGCUCUCGUCGGCGGCCGACUGGCAGGCCUUCGGGCAGUCCAUGCGCUCUCCGCUCCCUAUCACAUUUCGUCGGUGCGGGCUGCCGAGCCGUUCGGCGGCGAGUGAGGCGUGCUGGGCCGAGGGACAGCAGCUGAUCCGCGCCUUCGAGGAGUCGAGUGGGCGGCAAGGGCGCGCCCUGCCUUGGUGCCACGGGUACCAGCUGCCACUCUCCCGGCUCGAGCUGCGAAGCGAGGCGCAAGCGAGCGGCGCGGCCGCCGCUCUGCAGGCGUGGCUACUGCGUGCGUCGGGCUGUGGGCUGGUGAUGCGGCAGGAGGUGGUGAGCAUGGUGCCGGCGCUGCUUCUCGGCGUGCAGGCCUCGCACCGCGUGCUCGACGUCUGCGCCGCGCCAGGCUCGAAGACGACGCAGCUGCUCGAGAUGGUCUCGCACGGCGCGGAGGGCGGCGUCGUCGUCGCGAACGACGCGGAGCCGCUGCGCGCGUACGUGCUGGCGCACCGGCUCCGCUCGCUCGGCGCCGGGCUGAACGCCGUCGUCGUGACGCACCGCGGCCAGACCCUCCCGAGGGCUGGCGAGGAGUACGACCGCGUCUUGUGCGACGUGCCUUGCUCCGGCGAUGGCACGCUGCGCAAGGAGCCGGCGCUGUGGGCCUCGUGGCGGCCAGGCCUCUCGCUGCGCCUCCACUCGCUCCAGCUGCAGAUCGCACUGCGCGCGGCGGCGCUCGUCCGCGCUGGCGGCUCGGGCGUCUCGGAUUGCAUGGGCGACGAGGCGGUGGUUGCGAGCUUACUGCGCGCGGCGCGCGGCGCGCUCGAGCUCGUCGACGCGAGCGGCCAGCUGCCGGAGCUGCCUCGGGCGCCCGGCCUGAGAAACUGGCAGGUCAUCGACGACGCGAUGCGCCGCGUGCCCUCCCUCGCCUCGCUCUCGUCGGAGCCGCUCACCGUCCGCCGCCGCUUCCGCGCCGGCAUGUUCCCGCCGAAAGGAGGAGGCGCGUCGCCCACGCCCCCCUCGUCCUCCCUGCCUCACGGGGCGCCGCCGCUCGAGCGCUGCAUGCGCUUCCUGCCCCACCUCGCCGACACGGGCGCCUUCUUUGUGGCGCUUCUCCGCAAGACAGCUCCGCUGCCCCCGGGGAGGAGAGGGCAGCGGCACGGGCAGGAGGCGCUGCCGCUCUCCAAGACACGCGCGGCGGCGCAGCUCGCAGCAGGCCAUUCGCUCCGGCCGCUGCCGACAGAGGCGCCGGCGGCGGAGGCAAGAGCGGCGGAGGCGACAGGGCACAGCCGCCGCAUCGAUGUCCCUUCAUCGCUCACGCUCCGCGCAUAUGAGGAGCUUGGCGAGACCUCUGAGCUUCGCGCGGGCAGUCUGCAGCAGCUGCGGUCGGAGUUGGCGACGCUGGUGGAGCAGCGGGUGGCGGGCUGGGAGGACUUGCAGAGGGCGCUGGAGCAACCCGAUCUGUGGCUGGUUCGUUUCUUGCGCACCCGCAAGUACGACAGCGCGAGGGCACUCCAUGCGCUGCGAGGCAACCUCUCCCUCUCCCGCUACCUCGAGGGCCUGCCUGCUCGGACGGGCGGCGCAAAGCCCGGGGCAGUUGCGGCGGUCCGUUUCUGGGACCUACAUAUCGAGGAUAGCUCCGUGAGGUACGUCCUGGACAGGAGGCUCCUGGCCACGGUGCCCGGUCGUGCCCGCGACGGGAGCGCAGUCGUGCUCCUCUCGCCCUCGAGCGACUUCCUCGUUGCGUGGGGGAGGCUCGGCGUCGGAGGCUUCACCCUCGCCGUGCUCAAGCUGAUCGAGGCGCUCUCGCUCGAGCCGCGGACGCAGCUCUGCGGCAUCACCGUCGUCGUCGACCUGCGGCGCGCCUCGUCGGCCCUCAUCUCGACCUCUCUGCGGCCAGACAUGCUUCGGCUCACCGAGCGGCUCGCCUCGCUGCUCGGCAGCAAGGCCGCCUUCCGGGUGCGAGGCCUCUGGAUCGUCGGUGCGCCGUGGUACGCGCGCGCCCUCGUCAACCUGGUGCGCACCUUCCUCUCCAGCAAGCUGCGAUCGCGCCUCCACCUCUGCUCCGCCGCAGAGGACUUGCACGCCGCAGUGGAAGAGCGCCUCCUGCCCGCCGGCUUCGGGGCCGGAGGCGGUGCGGACGAGGGCGGAGCCGAGGCCAGCUUUGAAGAGUGCCUGCUUGCGCUGCAGCGGCGAGAGUCCUCGACGCGCACGUCGCUCAGGUCCUCGUCCUCGUCGGAGCCCCUCGUCUGGCAGCGGCCGAGGCACGAGCUUAGUCCGACAUAGUGUGUCCACCCCGUCUCCGACACCGAGCUCAGAGUUCAGAGAAGGAGAAGUGCCGCCACAAUAGGGUACCGCGCGAAAGUUUCCGCUUUGUUUCGUGAUGGCGGAUGCGGAAACAUUUUCCGCGCGUGCGAGGUACGCAAUACUCACGAAAUUGUAAACAAGA